Leucoraja erinaceus (little skate) is the source of this 1097-nucleotide messenger RNA. It is a transcript of the gene tomm7, whose product is annotated as translocase of outer mitochondrial membrane 7 homolog (yeast). The record is from RefSeq and is a predicted model, not a curated record. Lineage: Eukaryota; Metazoa; Chordata; Chondrichthyes; Rajiformes; Rajidae. Bases 80 to 247 code for a protein of 55 amino acids. Gene Ontology annotation, cellular component: mitochondrial outer membrane translocase complex. Gene Ontology annotation, biological process: protein import into mitochondrial matrix. The transcript is spliced from 3 exons.
CGCUGUGCUGAGCGGAAGCCGCCCGUCGGUUUCCGGUGUGAGGAGCUGCGGGCGCCCGGUGCCGGCGGAGCGCACGAGGAUGGUCAGGAUGAGCAAAGACAGCAAAUGGCGGCUACAACAAGUGUUCCGCUGCACACAGUUCGCCAUCCGCUGGGGCUUCAUCCCGACGGUGCUUUACCUGGGUUUUAGAAGAGGUGGGGAUCCAGGCAUGCCAGAACCCAAUCUUCUAAGUUUGCUGUGGGGAUGAAAACAGAAAAUUUAUCAUUGCAACUGGAAGAACCAUUUGAGUGGAAUAUUGGAAAGAACAGAUCAUUGCUGAGGAUGGAUUCCCUGCAUUAUAGAUCUACAACAAAAGGGUUUUCCAGACAAUAUAAUAAUCCUGUAAAAUAAAACUGUAUUUGUGGCUCCAUGUACAAUUAGAACUAUAGAAAAAAAGAAAGAAAAUAAAGAAGAACCUAACCAUGGCUAUCAGGUGCCUUAGUUAAAAAACUAAGCACUUCUUUAAAAUGAGAUGCUUUUGUGGAAUUUAUUUGAAUGCAUCGAAUGUUAUCUAAAAAGACAACGGUUGCAAUUAUUGAAAUCUUCAAUGUAUUGUGCAAGCUUUAUUUAAAACUCUUGCAUUCAAGUUCAAGAUGAAUAGGGUAAAUUUGACAGUUUUGACUGUUGUAAAGAAGAUAUGAAUUAGAAAUCCAUCAAUUCAAAUAGUAUGUUCUAUGAGUGAUGUAUUUGCUUAUAUGCAGCUGAUUAAAGAAAAGACUGUUGUACUCUGAUUAAAUGUGAUCUGUACCUUUCCUAAUAUAUAAUAUUUUACACUCAAUUGUGAAUCUUAGUUUUUGUCCGGUAUCGUCUAUUUUUUUCAUUACUUUCUGGAGGAGCAGGAAUUAGAUGUACGGUUAAGAAAGUCACACUUGCUAUUUAAUUUAAAAUCAAGCUACUUUUUCGUUUUUAUAAACUUUGAAAUGUUAUUUGAACAUUGUUGAAUCAUUUAAAUGCUUCUGUUUAUUUUCAUGAGGAUUAAUAUUUACUGUAUGUAUAAAAGCUUUAAUUGGCACACAAUCUAUAUCACUAAUAAAACAUACUUUCAUAGCUUGCAAAAA